AUUAGCGUCUUGGGCGGAGUUAAGAGAAAUAACCAAUCAGCGUCGCGUAUUUGCUGUGGCAGCGUCGGUAGCAAGUUAGAAUGUGAACUAUAUACUACCCUGAUCGGCUACUAAUCGGGAGGGGAAGAGGGAGAGAGUGAGAAAGAUGGCGGCGCUUAGUGAGGAGGGGAGGUACGGGCUGUCCUGCGGUAGGGGGACACAGGACCAGAUUACCGUACUUCACGUCAAACUCACUGAGACCGCCUUUAGGGCCUUGGAGAACUUCCAAAACACUAAGAAUUCUAUAUCAUCGCGCCCAUCAAUUCAAUUUAAAGGACUCCAAGGAUGUAUCAAGAUCCCUAAAUCAGACUGCCUCAGUGAUAUGCACAACUUUAAUUUCUAUGUUUCAAAUGUGGGCAAGGAUAAUCCUCAGGGGAGCUUUGACUGUAUUCAGCAAACCAUUUCAAGUUCUGGUCUAUCAAAAUUGAACUGCUUGGGAUUCAUACAAGAUAAAAUUACAGUAUGUGCCACUAAUGACUCCUACCAGCUGACCAGAGACCGCAUGACCCAGGCAGAGGAAGAAACACGGAGCCGUAGUACUAAGGUCAUAAAGCCAGGGGGACCGUUUGUAGGGAAGAGGGUCCAGAUUCGUAAACCAGCAAGCAAUCUUUUAGAUACAGCACCUGAAAGGAAGAGAUCAACACCCAUUAAUCCUGCAAAUACACUACGGAAGACCAGUAUAAGCAACGCCAUUGCACAGCGGCCGUAUAGGGAAAGGGUGAUUCAUCUGUUGGCACUUAAAACAUACAAGAAACCAGAAAUCCUAGCUCGCUUGCAUAAAGAUGGUGUUAAUCAAAAAGACAAGAACUCUCUUGGAGUUAUCCUACAACAGGUUGCAAAUUUAAAUCCAAAGGAUAAUUCAUAUACACUUAAGGAUUUUGUAUACAAAGAAGUACAAAGAGACUGGCCUGGAUAUUUAGAUGGAGAUAAACAGUUAUUAGAUAGAAUACUUUCCAGGAAACUUAAUCAGUCUCAAAACACCACCAGCACUAAUAAUGCAGACUCUCCUCCAAGUGCUGCAUCUACAUCUCCUCCCCAGAAACGGCCUUUGGAUGUAGACUUCAUUGAUCCUUUAAUGAAUAAAAAGCCUCGGAUAUCUCAUCUUACGAACAGAGUCCAUCCGACUUUAAAUGGUCAUUUGACCGAAGAAAAACCAGCACCUCCACCACCCCCACCCUCUGCGGCCACCCCAGCCCUUCCACCACUUCCACCUGCACGCCUUCCAGUUUCUAACCCUCAGAAUAUGAACUCUAAUUCAAAUUCUCCCAGUACACCUGAGGGUCGGGGGACUCAAGAUCUGCCAAUAGACAGUUUUAGCCAAAAUAGCAGCACCUUUGAGGACCAGCAGGAAAAAUAUACCUCUAGGACUACACUAGAAAAUUCCUUAUCAAGUUAUACACAGUUGGAAAAUACAGAACCAACAGACUCUAAAAACAGCACAUUGCACAAAAAGGUAAAAAAGGCCAAGAAACAUAAAGAUAAAGAUCGUAAAAAAAUAGACCAAGAAACCACAGAGGUUGAAGACACCAAACCAGCUCACACCAAGAAGGAAGAAAUUGUCUCUCUGGAAAAGAGCCCUAGUCCAGGUGCUAAGAAAGCAAAAGAAAGUUGUGUUGCAUCUGAUCCCUCAUCAACAACGGAACUACCAGAUUACAUGGUCAAAUACACUGUUAUAGUGUCUAGUGAACAGCGACAAAGUUAUAAGGAUGACUUUAAUUCAGAAUAUGAUGAGUAUCGGAGCUUGCAUGCCAGAGUUGAAAAGGUGACUAGGAAAUUUCAUCGGCUUGAUGCACAGCGCAAGCGGCUUUCUCCUAAUUCUAAGGAGUAUAAGGUUUUACAUGAAGAAGUUCUUCAGGAAUACCGUAAAUUUAAAGAGACAAGUCCUAAUUAUUAUGAAGAAAAGUACAGAUGCGAGUAUCUACACAACAAGCUUGCUCAUAUUAAAAGACUAAUAGGAGAAUUUGACCAACGGCGGGCAGAUUCCUGGCAUUAAACCUCUGCAAAAACAAGAUGUGAAUAGUUAAUGUUAUUUAUUUAAAAUUCCACGUGUUAUGCCAGGAUUAAGGAAAAAAUGAAACCUUUUUCAGGAGUUUCAGUAUUAGUAGACUUGAGGGUUUAUUUCAGUUUUUUUUCCUUUCCCCCUGUCUUAUCCUGCUUAUUUAAAAGCUGCUUUCCUUUCUUGUCCUUUUGACUUGCAUUUAUCUAUGUAAAUCAGUGUAGAAACUGGAUUCCUAGUGCCUACACUUGAUAAGCUGCACAUUUUUAUUUUAUUUUUUAUGUAGCAAAAUGAUGUGCUUUUUGGAUAAAUGUGUCAUUACCUUUAAUUCAAACUCUUUGCCUUAAGUGGCAAAAGGUUUAAAAAAAAAUUUGCACAAAAUAUAAAAAACAAAACUCUAUUGUUUGGAGGGAUCCGGGACAAAAGCAUAUAAUAUAUGAAAUUUAUAUCAGUCUUAACUUGUGACAUGGACCCCCAAUGCAAUGGAUGCCUUAAGGUGUUUGUUUAUAUACUUAGCACUUCCCAUGUAACUGAAACAACGGGAAGCACACUGUGGCCUAUCAGCGUCCUGGCGUGUGCUUGUAUGCGUGCAAGGGCUGUGUGGGUGUGAGCAUGCAUGAUGAAAACAAAGCUGCUAUUUAAUAGGCCAAACGCUCAGGUUUAAGGAACUGACGAGUGUUGUAGGGUUUUUCCUAUGAAUUUGCUACUAUUGUGGAAAACUAAUGCAUUUCCAUUUCAACUCUUUUGUCAGCUUUAUUAACAGUGAGGGAAGAGUACAAAGAAACCCUUCAUGUUCUGAAGGGGCUUGCUUUUUGUGAAGGGGUUUAACAUACUUUAUGGGCAAAAAGUAAAAAUGUAAAAAAAAAAUUAUAUAUAUAUAUAAAAUUUAACCAUGUAGGUGACCUAUUUAUAUACUGAAAUAAAGUAUUUUUGAAGAGAUAUGCAAAGAAGCUAUUACCUACAUGUAUAUUUAAAGUGUUUCUUUUCUCCUGGGAGCCAGGAAUAAAACAAAGUAUAAAUCUCUAACUUAAAGAAAAUACUGUGAUCAUCAAACGGCACAAAUUUGCAUUUCAUGCAAUUACCAGUUUACUUUGUUAUAAUUUUAUCAUGUGGGAACAGAAGUUUGGUUCAAACUCAAAAUGACCUGAGCAUUCUGAAUAAACCUUUAACACUUUUUUUUUUUUCCUUUUUUUUUUUUUCCCUUCUCAUUCAAGAAGUGCUGCCAAUGAAAAAGGGAAGCAUUAUGUUUACAGAUGUGAUUUACUGGUUUGUUUGCCAAAAUGUUGUUUAAUAUCUGUAAUAAACAUUGCCUCCAGCAUCAAAACCAGUUGCUUUUAGUUUUCUGUAAACCAAAAUGUUAGGGCAAUAUUCAGAUGUUAAAUCGGACUAGGGUUAGGGGUACACCUUUUAAUCUGAGAAAUGACUGAUACAUAGUUAUAAAAGCUACGAUUUAUUUUAGAGAUAAUAUAUUGAUAUUGCAUACUCCUUUAUAUGUAACAUAUAUUCAAGAAAGUCUGAAUUAUCCCCCCCAGUUUUUGACACUGAUAAUCGUGUAGCGUGUCUCAAGACCUGAUCCCUUCAGUAAUUUAACUAAGUUCUUGCCUGUUUUGAGGGCUUCUAGAAGUGCACUAACCAUGCUCUGAAAAUCAGUGUUUUGUUAGUCUGAUAGGCAGGGAUGCUUUCUGUACCCAGUACGUAUACACAUUAAAAGAUUGCCGUAAAUGAACCUGUUCAUAUAGGGUUUUGUCUAUUUUACUGGAAGUUGUUAAAAAAAUAGACUGAACUAAAAUGCAUUUCAUACAGCAUGUAUCCAUAUAAAAAAGAAAUCCAGCAAUUUGUAUUUAUCAGUUCCAUUGUUACAGAUAUUUUCUUUUCUUUUUAUUUACCUUGUAAACAUAUUUAUUUCUGGUUUACAGAAUAAUUGUUAAUGCUGGAGGAUACCUUUUCAAAAUAACUGAGGUUUUAAAAAAAAAAACACGAUAUUCUAACAUAGGAAUUCUAUAGGCCUAAUAUUCUUAUACUAUUUCUUGAGUCUACAUUCCUGUUGAACCAGACAUAACAUCCAGAUUGUUUCAUUGACAGUUAACUAGGUACUACAUAACAUUUCCUUUUUUUUUUUUUUUUUUUUUAAAGUGUUCAUUGGCUAUGGAUAACUUAUUUUGUUGUACGUGUGUUAGUAAACAAAUCAAAUUGUAAAUGUCUGUAUACCAGAGUGCUAAUUGUAACGGACAACGUGUAUUACACCAAGUAUUUAGAAAUGAACACCACAAACUUAAAACUAAACGUAGAGAAUAGAUUGAAGUUUCUCAUUUAUGAAUUUUUCUCAAUUACCAUUUUAGCAUCUUUGUGGAAUCUUACUGUUCACAUCCUAUAUGCCAGUCUGAUUUCAUUUUUUUUUCACUUCUUCAAUAUCCUGUGAUGGUUGCUUGUAACAGUCUUAGUUUUUUAUGUUUGACUGAUGUCCAGAAAUGUAUUUGUGCUAAAUAUGUAUUUUUCCCCCCUCCAACUCUUAUGCUUUACUCUGUGGUGCAAGCAAUUUAAAGCCUGUAUCAUACAGCUCAAAACUUGGAUCUCAUUAUUCUAUAGCAGCCAAGGUUCACUUGCCCUUGUGAUACUGAAGGUUCUUGUUCAAAAAUAAUUGUAACUGCUACUUGGGCUCUAUUUACAUCUUUGUGGAAACUGAAUAAAAGGACCAUGUCACUCACAUAAAUCCAGUGUACUUGGUAUAUUUAAAAAAAAAAAAAAAGUUCCUUCCUACCCAUCAGCAGUGGCCUUAAUCUAAAAUCCUUUUCGAAAUAGCCUUACUCCCUGCCUAACUGAUGUUGGCACCUCCAAAGUUCCAUUGCUUCUUGUAUGUGUGCAUGCUCCUGAUGUUUACUUGUAUUAAAAUCAUUUUAAUCUGAAAUAUGCUGUCUACUACAGGAUGGAAAGGGCUUUCAAUUUAUCAGGAUUUUGAAAAAGCCAUAAUGUUGGCUUAAAGUUUUUUUUUAUUAUAUGAAGUUCUUUUAAAUAAGGGACAGGUUUAAAGAAUGUUCCCAGAGUAUUACAUUUUGAAAAGCAGCCUGUGAUUGGUAAACUCUUAAAGGUAUUAGAUUGUAUUCCCAACAAACAUUUUCCAUGUUGUUGGCAGUUUUUACCUAUUGUAUCACUGUUACUUAAUGCUUUUCUUUAAAAAGCCAUGCCAUGCAGAUUUAUUCCUAAACUGGCACUUGAAAAAGCUUCAGAAACCCCUUGGCAUGAAACAAAGUAUUCCAUUUUAUGAUUUUUAUUUUGAUCCCUGGUAUUUUCUGGAAUUUGCAACAUAACUUAUACACACCUACACUACUACUUAAAGUGAUAAUAAACCCAUAUUUUUCAUGAUUCAGAUAGAGCAUGCAAUUGUAAGCAACUUUCUCCUUUAGUCAUAUAUAAAUUUAUAUUCGUUCUCUUGAACUCUUUAUUUAAAAAGCCGGAAUGUAAAGCUUAGGAGCCCGUCCCAUUUUAGGUUCAGCUCCCUGAAUAGCGCUUGCUUUAUUGGUGGCUUCAUUUAGCCACCAAUAAGCAAGCGUAACCCAGGUUUUGAACCAAAAAUGGGCCAGCUCCUAAGCUUUACAUUCCUGCCUUUUUUUUUUUUUUUUUUUUUUUUUUUUUUAAGUAUAGCAAGAGAACAAAUAAUUUGAUAAUAGGAGUAAAUUAGAAAGUUGAUUAAAAUUGCAUGUUCUAUCUGAAUCAUGAAAGAAAAAUGUUUAGUAUCCCUUUAAGCAGAAGUGGCGGUGUACUGCACUUGUUCUGUGUUAAGCAAUACAUAGGAGUAAUUAAAGUUUACAUUGGCUGUUAAUUCUGCACAAAUUUAAGUGUUAUAUUUUCUCAUAUGUUCCAAACAUGCUGUUUUUAGAAAAAUCCAGAAGCUAAAAUUUCAUUUGGGGUAUUUCUAUUUGCUAUUUUUGAGCCAAUGUUGCCCCAUUAUGUUCAAAAAUUAAGUUGUUUAAUAAAAUGUUAACUUUGCAAA
Messenger RNA from Bombina bombina (fire-bellied toad), 6023 nucleotides. RefSeq names its product elongation factor for RNA polymerase II 2 (gene ELL2). The record is from RefSeq and is a predicted model, not a curated record. Gene Ontology annotation, molecular function: cis-regulatory region sequence-specific DNA binding. Gene Ontology annotation, cellular component: transcription elongation factor complex. The transcript has 12 exons. The coding region runs from base 146 to 2032 and encodes 628 amino acids. Gene Ontology annotation, biological process: transcription elongation by RNA polymerase II; positive regulation of transcription elongation by RNA polymerase II; snRNA transcription by RNA polymerase II. Lineage: Eukaryota; Metazoa; Chordata; Amphibia; Anura; Bombinatoridae.